CCUUUUUUUUAAAUUUUUUUUUGCUUACAAAGGGUGAAACUUUCUCUCUCUAUAUAAAUGGUCCUUCCCGGCUUCCCCCACAAUUCUGCACCCACGAGCUAUACCAAGUACUCUCUUUCUCACUCGAUUGAUUCAAGCAGCAAAUAAUUAGCCUAGCUUACUCUUUCCAUAGCUAGCUAGCUUGUUGCGAGCAAGAUCAGGUUGCCGGUGCAGUAACAGAGAGCAACCAUGGGUGUAUUGGACAGCCUCUCUGAUAUGUGCAGCCUGACAGAGACCAAGGAAGCCCUCAAGCUAAGGAAGAAGCGGCCACUGCAGACGGUGAACAUCAAGGUGAAGAUGGACUGCGAGGGGUGCGAGAGGAGGGUGAAGAACGCGGUGAAGUCGAUGCGAGGGGUGACGAGCGUGGCGGUGAACCCGAAGCAGAGCCGGUGCACGGUGACCGGGUACGUGGAGGCGAGCAAGGUGCUGGAGCGCGUGAAGAGCACCGGGAAGGCGGCGGAGAUGUGGCCCUACGUCCCGUACACCAUGACCACCUACCCGUACGUCGGCGGCGCCUACGACAAGAAGGCCCCCGCCGGCUUCGUCCGCGGCAACCCCGCCGCCAUGGCCGACCCCUCCGCCCCCGAGGUCCGCUACAUGACCAUGUUCAGCGACGAGAACGUCGACUCCUGCUCCAUCAUGUAAAACCAAUAAUCCAUAUAUAUACUACAACUCCGGCGACUUCUCCGGCCGGCCGGCAACAUGCUUGCUUAAUUAGCUAGCUUGCUUGGUUGAUGUGUACUACUGCGUUAAGCCUGCAUAGAGAUGAGGUGUCUAGCUACUGUGUAUAUUAUGGCCAUAUGUUAUGUAGUACUACGUGCUUUGUUUUGGAUUAUUACUAAAAUAGUUGCAUAAAGAGAGUGAAAGCUAGAGCUGUGGCUACGUGUUCUGAAUUGUGAUUACGUGUACGAACUAGAAACGACACGUCUGUUGUCGAUUGAAUUGGUCUUUUUUGGAGCGGUAGCUAGGCCGGGUGAAGGGGCGGGGUUAAUCAAUCAAUUGUUUGGUUGAACCGCUAGGUAAGCUCUCUAUGAUGAUAUGAAUAAAAAAUCCCUGUCAGUGUCAUGUACUGUGUGGCCUUCUACCUAAUCA
Molecule: messenger RNA, 1131 nt
Organism: Oryza sativa Japonica Group (Japanese rice)
Lineage: Eukaryota; Viridiplantae; Streptophyta; Magnoliopsida; Poales; Poaceae
Product: heavy metal-associated isoprenylated plant protein 20
Molecular function (GO): metal ion binding
Source: RefSeq, a predicted model, not a curated record